Messenger RNA from Aspergillus versicolor CBS 583.65, 538 nucleotides. Its product is annotated as DUF3140 domain-containing protein. NCBI's taxonomy places the organism in Eukaryota, Fungi, Ascomycota, Eurotiomycetes, Eurotiales, Aspergillaceae. The transcript is spliced from 3 exons. The record is from RefSeq and is a predicted model, not a curated record. The coding region runs from base 47 to 400 and encodes 117 amino acids.
GAAUUAAAUGCAUCGAAUUCUUCGAUUUUCAACCCAGUCCUGCAAAAUGGUAAAAGACAGCGGCACCGUGAUCAGCGAAUUCAACGGCCUCGUCAACAUGAGCGCCAACGAGCUACGCGACUGGCUCAAGGAAGAGCAAUCGCAGUCAUCGGGGUGGCAGAACGAGUCUGGUUCUGGUGAAACGAUCGGGCACGAAAGUGGUCGCAAAAUUGUCUCUAUUCUCGAGCACAAUCCGUCCAAGGAGCCGUCUGAGUAUUCAGACGAAGACGUCGACCAUAUGCGUCGCGUCGUGUCGUAUUGCAAGCGGCAUCUGGCGCAGGAGGGGACGGCGAAGCAGGAUACGACGAGUAAGAGUUAUCGUAGUUUGAAGAACUGGGGGCAUGAUGCGUUGAAGGAGUGAUUACUAUGUUUAUUUUAGAAUUUAUGGUGAUAAGAUAUAGCUGGUUAAGCUGCUUUACUAGUAAUAUAUGUCCUUAUUAUCUGCUUUACUGGAUGUGGUGAAUGGAGACAGAAAAACGAGACUAACUGAAAGGCGAUC